AGUGGACGUGUACACCAACCAAACGUACCCAGCGUUGGCUCACUCAUCCAUAUAACAAUUUCGGAUUUGAAGGCUCCAAGUGUUUCAAGAGCUCUUUCAUGUUACGAAAUGCUAGGAAACAAGGCCAGCGCCAAGAAGGCCAGCAAGUUCGAAGACUCGGGCAGUCGCAUGUCAAGACCCAGAGCGGUCUCAGAGCUGCCGCAGCGGCCGUCGCCGCGUCUCCAUGCGGUGGCGGGCUCGGAGGCAGGCGGCGGCGUGCAGCGCCGCGCUCUCGGCGUCCGUGGGACUGCGCCGCGCAGCCCGUUGCACGAGAAGAAGCUCGCCGGUGCUGGCGCUGGAUCACGGGUGGCGGAGGUUACGGAGAUGCGGGAGCGGCUCGCGGCGGACGAGAAGGCCAGGAAGGACGCGCGUGCCGCGCUCGUCGAGGCCAAGAAGCGCUUCGCCACAAAGAAGAGGGACGACGUCGCCACUUCGGCGCCGGUCGAACUCGAUGAUGGCAAGGUGCCGGUAACAUCCGAAGCUGCUGAUGUCGCGGUUGGUGCCAACGGGGAUAAAGGCGGCAUGAACUCGUCGGCCACCGAUGCUCAUGACGCUGUUGUGCCGGAAGGGUCGGGGAACAACCAGGGCCUGGUCGUCGAGGAGGCCAAGAAGACUGGUGAUGAUGAUGAUGAGGUGGGCCAUACCGUCGCAAACGGUGAUGGCGAGAAGCGGAACCCGGAGGUCCACGAGCUGAGGGCGAAGCUGAUGGCGAAGGACAUGGAGGUUUACGAGCUGAGGGCGAAGCUGAUGGUGAUGGACGCAGAGAUCGACGAGCUGAGGGGGACGCUGACGGCGAAGAACACGGAGCUCGACGAGCUGAGGGCGAAGCUGGCGUCAAAAGACAUGGAGGUCAACACGGUGACGGCGAAUCUGAUGGCCAAGGACGCGGAGAUCGCCGCGCUCGAGGCCGACAACGCCGACCUCACGAAGAUGACCGAGGAGUCCUCCGAGGUCGCGAAGGCGACGGCCACGAGGGCGAGGGAAACGGAGCACGCGCUGCGGGAGAGCGCGGCGAGGGAGGCCCGGCUCACCGAGCUGCUCAGGGCGUCGGAGCGCGACCGGGAGGCUCUGGAGGUCGAGGCGCAGCGCUCCCACGUGCAGAGCGAGCAGUGGCGCAAGGCGGCCGAGGAGGCCGCCGUUGUGCUCGGCGGCGGCGUGGACCGCUCCGCCGGUGUGCUGUCGGGCGCCGCGGGGACCAGCUCGGAAAAGCGGCGCCACAGCUCGGCCGAGAGCACGGCGGCUAAGGACGCGGACUACGAGGGCUCCAGUGGGAAGCGCAAGGCCGGCGGCGCAAUGCGGACGCUAAGCGACCUGUGGAAGAAGAAGGCGCAGAAGUGACCAAAAGGCGGUGGACGCGAUCGUACAGCGUGCAUGUGAAUUUACUCUCUUCUACCGAUUUACGGCUCAUCUUAAUUUACUAUUUAUGUUGUCUGAUUAAGGUAAGUUGGUGAACCCAAAUAAAAUUGUGUUGCAUGUAUUUCUCGUGUGUCACUGGCUUGCUGCACGCUGUUGCAGCGCUACUAGUAAAUUAUGCGAGAAGGAACA
Molecule: messenger RNA, 1584 nt
Organism: Phragmites australis (common reed)
Lineage: Eukaryota; Viridiplantae; Streptophyta; Magnoliopsida; Poales; Poaceae
Exons: 3
Coding region: 109-1377 (422 amino acids)
Source: RefSeq, a predicted model, not a curated record